Pediculus humanus corporis (human body louse) is the source of this 840-nucleotide messenger RNA. RefSeq lists its product as uncharacterized. Lineage: Eukaryota; Metazoa; Arthropoda; Insecta; Psocodea; Pediculidae. Gene Ontology annotation, molecular function: demethylase activity; oxidoreductase activity. The coding region runs from base 1 to 840 and encodes 279 amino acids. The transcript has 2 exons. The record is from RefSeq and is a predicted model, not a curated record. Gene Ontology annotation, biological process: oxidative demethylation.
AUGCAUUACUGUCGUCCUUGUGGAUGUAAGGGCGUUAGAACUUGUUUGAUAUCCUGGGAAAACGAAUAUGACUUAAUUGAAAAAAACUGUCCCAAUCAUCGAGGAAAAAGUCUUGAUGUGAAUGGAAUAUUUGUAUUGCCUGAUUUUUUAACAGCUGAAGAAAAAGAUUUCAUAUUAGAUGGUAUUAAUAAAGAAAAAUGGGACUCUUCUCAAAGUGGAAGAAGAAAACAAAAUUAUGGUCCCAAAUGUAAUUUUAAAAAAAAUAAAAUUCAAGUAGGAAAUUUUAAAGGGUUCCCUUCAUAUUCCAAAAUUAUUCAUGAAAAAUUUAAAACUUUACCAAUUUUAAAAGAUUUUAGAGUGAUUGAGCAAUGCACCCUAGAAUAUGAUCCGACAAGAGGAGCUUCUAUCGAUCCCCAUGUCGAUGAUUGUUGGAUAUGGGGGGAAAGAAUCGUUACUGUAAAUAUUUUAGGGGAGACAUAUUUAUCAAUGUCUAGGCAUAAACAAAACAAUAAGUUUAAUUUGAAUAAAGUAGAAUCAUAUCCCUGUGUAUUAAAUAAUAACGGGGAAUUUAUUUAUAACAAUAAUUUGAGACCAUUUGAAUUUACCCACAAUGUACCCCAAGAUGAAAAUGUUGAAUUAAAAAUUUUAAUGCCUGAACGAUCAAUUAUUAUUUUAUAUGGGUCUGCAAGAUAUGAGUGGGAACAUUAUAUACCUAGGAAUGACAUAAAAAAUUUAAGGAUAUGUUUAGCUUUUAGGGAAUUUACACCACCUUAUUUACCUGGCGGGGAGAAAGAAAAAAUAGGUAUCGAUAUUUUAAAUAUCACUGACAACUAUUGGUAG